AUGGUGCAACCUAGCAAAAGGCAGCGGGCGCAUGUCGAGCCCUUCGUCCAAGGCCAGCAGCCCUCACAUAUACCUUCACAACAACGUGUACGAGAAUACGGACUCAUGAGUGGUGGGCACACCACAUUACAGACAGCUUACAUCCCACUAUCUGAGGUUUCCCUGGAGGAGAUGAAUGAGUGGCCUUCUUCACCACCACCACAGACUCAGACUCAGUGCCCAGCUUAUGACUUCUUUGAUGACGUCGUUGCAGAUAUUAAUGCAGACAUCUGUGACCUUCAGCCUGUGAAGCGCAGACAGACUGCAGCAACAUACCGAUGCAAGGAUUGUUUUGGGCCGGAAAUGUUCUGUCAGGCUUGUAUUCUCCAACGCCACCAAUGCCUGCCAUUGCAUAGAAUCAAGGAGUGGACUAGUGGCUUUUUUUGCUGUAUGACCCUCAAGUCCCUGGGUAUGCGGAUCCAGCUGGGUCAUAAUCCCGGUCAUCAGUGCCACAAUCCACGUCCUUCAUCUGGCGACACCUUUGUCGUGAUCGAUGUCCACAGUAUCCAUGAGAUUACAUUGGAUUUCUGUGGUUGUGAGACUGCACAAAUUCGCUUCAAGCAGCUGCUACGAGCACGCUGGUACCCUGCAACCACAACUGAACCACGGACAGCAGCUACAUUUAGUGUCCUUGAGCAGUAUCACCUCCUUUCCUUUGAAUCCAAGGUUUCGGCCUACGAGUUCUAUCACAGCUUAGCUAGACGCACCGACAACACUGGACUUUCUCUUAUCAAAGAUCGCUAUUCUGCUUUCAUGUGCAUGGUCCGUGAAUGGCGGCACCUACGACAGCUCAGAUGCAGUGGUAGAGGUCAUCAUCCUACUGGCACCAAUGGGACUGACAGCGGGGAACUUGCUGUACUCUGUCCUGCAUGCCCACAUCCAGGGAAGAACCUACCUAAUGGAUGGGAGACUGCACCUCCAUCGAUGCGGUGGCUGUAUGCACUCUUUAUCGCAAUUGAUGUGAAUUUUCUGGAUCCAGGUUUGAAUGCUGGAUGGGCUUAUUUUGUGGAAGAAACCACAUACAAGGAAUAUCUAUCCGCACGGGCAGGCGAGAGACAAGAGCGCAGCACAUGUGUUAGCCACAAUGCAGUCAAUAUGGCAGACACAAAGUCAUCGUGUGGCCUUGCAGCGACUGGUGUAGGUACUGUUGACUGUGCACGCCAUGAAUUCAAGUUACCAACUGGGGUAGGAGACCUUCAAAAGGGUGAAAAGUACCUCAAUAUGGACUACUUAGUGUUCUCAGCCCUGGUUGGGUUUACGGUCGCAAUGCUCAACAUUUCGUAUGAUAUUGCAUGUCAGUGGUCGAAGAAACUAUGGACUAGGAUGGACUCCAUGCCAACUCGCCUGCAUAUAUUUCACAUCAGAGCUCACAUUGCUGCUUGCCAGACCACAUUCUCGUGGAAUUUAACCAAGUUCGUAGGCAGGACAGACGGAGAGGCACCAGAACGGGGGUGGGCAAAUAUCAAUCGCGUGGCAUCUAGUACAAAAGAAAUGGGACCAGGGAGCCGACGUGAUACGCUGGACGACCAUUUCAGUGACUGGAAUUGGAAGAAGGUGACGAUGUUCGGUCGGACCUUGAAGCACAAGAUGGAGGACGCAGUGAAGUGGAAGAGGGAACACUGUGAUGCCUUAUGCGAGCUGGAGGGAACCAUUCAGGCUGUGUUACUUGAUGAGUGGAGGCUAGAAAUCGAGGCAUGGGAGGAGGACGACACCAAACCAAACCCUUUCGAAAGCAGGGUUGCUCCUAUUACACAGACUGCAGUGCGGGCUCAGCUUGUGGAGUUAGAAGCACAAGAAUUGCGAGCUGGGGUUGAUUCAUCUCUUCACAUGGACGUCUCGCCCAGCAUACUCAUAAGUAGCAGCAUUGAACUAGAAGAUCAGCACAGACAGAGGUUGAAACACGACAUCACCAAUGUCUCCCUUCAUCCUACGGACAAGCAACGAGAGACGAUUACCAACAGGACUAACGCGCUACAGAGAUGGAUCGACUUGUGGAUAAGGAUCCAAGAACUCUACAUGCCCAUUGUUUCAGCGCUACGUUCGUCAGCUGACUCUAAUGCCAGCACUACCGAAGCUGUUCUAAAGCCCCAACACUGUCCUCUAUAUCUUCCAUCUGCCAUUGACGCCCCUUUACAUUGUGACCAGCGGUUGCUGGAGCAUGAAUGGGAACUACGGCAUGCGCAGGCUCAUGAUGCCCUUAACGAAAUUCAUUCUCACCUUUGUCUGCGCUCACAUAUGUACAAAUUCAAGGACAAGAAUCUACGUGGUCAAGCAGCAUCCACUCGCGCUCAGAAUUUAAUUGCCCGUGUUGAAGCGAAGAAAGAUGCAGGAGUCGAUAAAUACAGGUGUGCGCGUCGAGCAUUGGAGUCACUGAGUGGUCGCUUGGAUAAGGUGGGCUGGGGAGAGACUUUGCGGCCUCUUAGAAACGAGGAUGUGAGACCGAUGGGUGAUUUCAUGGGCGGACAUACUCAGGGAACUGGAAUGAUCUCGUGGAUCUGGCUUGCUACAGAUGUCGACACCAGUCGCUCUGAAAAUGACCGGGUUCAAGAUUGUGUUCGCAUCGAAUGGUGUAAGGCUCGCACACGUGCUGCACAAUGGUCCGAGGAAGUGCAACUACUUGUCAAAGAAAUGAGACAUGUACUGGUCUUUCUGCAGGCCCGCUGGUGGAGUGAGCGCACAAAUCUACGCAUACUGGAGAAGCCCUCCGACCAGGAGGGGCUUCAGGCUUAUGUGUAUCGUCAAGCUGCACUACGUUCUGCAAUGCACUCCUCAUUCCAAGCAUUGUGGAACACCGCUCUUACCCCCGAGGACGCGCCUUCUCUUACCCACAAGGACUCGCCUUCAAUUGACCACCGCAUGACGAACCUCUACGCUACAUAG
This is a messenger RNA of Suillus plorans, 2919 nucleotides long. RefSeq lists its product as uncharacterized. The transcript has 14 exons. The coding region runs from base 1 to 2919 and encodes 972 amino acids. The record is from RefSeq and is a predicted model, not a curated record. NCBI's taxonomy places the organism in Eukaryota, Fungi, Basidiomycota, Agaricomycetes, Boletales, Suillaceae.